Tetrapisispora phaffii CBS 4417 is the source of this 1590-nucleotide messenger RNA. RefSeq names its product Anr2p (gene ANR2). The transcript has a single exon. Gene Ontology annotation, cellular component: lipid droplet. The record is from RefSeq and is a predicted model, not a curated record. Bases 1 to 1590 code for a protein of 529 amino acids. Lineage: Eukaryota; Fungi; Ascomycota; Saccharomycetes; Saccharomycetales; Saccharomycetaceae.
AUGUCAAAUUUUACUGAUCGAAAAGAACGAAUGGAUUAUAAUGAUUUGGUUAAGAAGAUUAAAUUUUUAAGUGAGUCUAAGCCAAGUGGUCGUACUCCUUUAAGUUGUAUAUUUUUAAGUCAAUUCGAUAUGAAACAAGGGAACAUUAUUGUUUGGUCCAUGCAGAGUAAAAAUUCAACGAUAAAUUUAAGUGGUAUUGAAUUUAAGUCAUUACCAUCAGGAAUACAUGAGGUUGCUUGCGACGUCGUUAACUUUAUAAUCCCAAAAGCAGAUGAUCAGCUCAUUUCUGAUAAAUCCUUUUGUUAUGGUGUUGCAUAUUACAAACAGAAUGGUCAAGAUAUUGCCAAGAAUACAGAACACAUUGAUAGAAGUAAAGUUAAGAUGUACUCUUUAGGGAUUAUCAUAGACCCCGAGGAAUUUAAUAAAGGAACUUCGAUUCAUCCGAAGAGUGAACAAAAUAAAGAUAUUUUAAAUAAUUUGCAAGCAGAUCGAUAUAUUAGAUGCAAUGAUUACCUUGAUUCAUUACAAAUAUUACUAGCAGAAUGGUUUAAAGUUGGCAAUUUUGAUGAUUUCAGUAUUUUUGAAAACUUUUUUAAUGAGUGUUCUGGCCAGGAAAUAGAUGAAGGUGUGUCUAACAAAAAAAAACAAAAUGUUAAACGCAAGCAUAUGAUAGAGCAUUUCCCAUUUUGGGUGAAAAAAUUAGGUCCAUUAAUAUUUCCUCUUUGGAAAUCGAGCAUAUUAAAUGAAAGAAUUUUAAUUAUAAAACCAAUAGACUGUAACUUUGAAAAAUGCAAUGCUUUGGCAUACAGUCUUUCGUUGAUUUCUCAGUUGUUCGCUGAUAAUUCUUUAGGCCAAAAAAAUAACAUUAUACCUUUGUUUACUAUUGGUGUGAAUGAUAUUGAUUAUUUACAAAAGCUUAGAAAAGAUACAAGAGGUUUAUUGAAUUAUGUCGCAUGUACAAGUGAUGAAAUUAUGUCGUAUAAAACAGAACUAUAUGAUAAAAUGCUGGUGCUGCCGGUAAAUUUUAUGAGCGAGACUUGUGAAUUGCUACCAAAAUUUAUUACAAAUAAAGGUGUAGAGGUAAAAGCUACACCUCAUGAAUAUGAAAUAUAUGAUAAUUUACUUAACGGUAUAUUUGAUGAGAAACUGACAAAUGACCAAAAAGCAUCCUUUAGCAAAUUAACUGAACCUGUCACGUGGUAUCAAUACAUAGUAGAUGGGUUAUAUUUAUGGGUCACAGCAGGAUUUAUAAAAGCAUCAUAUCGUCAAAAUGUUUUGACAGAUUUUAGUAUAUAUUCAUCCUACUCAUAUGUGAAUUUAAAAGAUGACAAGUUCGCGAUUGUUUUAAACGUACUAAAAUAUUUUCAUUUAAAGACAGUUACUUUAAGAAAUAAUAUUUCUACUUUAAUAGAAUCUGCCAAUGGUUCUAGUAACACUGAUUCUGUGGUUUUAGCACCAGCAGAUUUGCUUAAAAUGGAUUUAGAUUGUUUUAGUGAACAAGAUUUGAAAUUUGUACAUGAACUAAUACUUAGAUGGUACCAAAAGGAUAUGGAGGUAAAUAAUGGGGAAUACUUGAAGGCAAUAUGUUAA